This is a messenger RNA of Giardia duodenalis, 1383 nucleotides long. RefSeq names its product Ankyrin repeat protein 1. Lineage: Eukaryota; Fornicata; Diplomonadida; Hexamitidae. The record is from RefSeq and is a predicted model, not a curated record. The coding region runs from base 1 to 1383 and encodes 460 amino acids. The transcript has a single exon. Gene Ontology annotation, molecular function: protein binding.
AUGUCCGUCGCCAUCGAUCUCAUUUGUGCAGGGAGGCCGGAUGAUGCUAAGGAGGUCCUGCAGCAAUGCUUGGGGAAAGUGGACGCACAAAAGAGAACAGCUCUAUUCUACGCUGCAGAGAGAGGGUAUGACAGCCUUGUCUCGCUUUUGAUACCUAAGGAGGCGCGAAUGGCCGACGUCAACGGAUUUACAGCACUGAUGGUUGCUGCACAGACAGGGCACAUUGCCUGUGUUCAGCUUUUGGUGCAGUCCGAGGCCCGGAUGACUACAAACGAUGGCUUUACAGCGCUGAUGUUAGCGGCCAGUAAGGGCCAUACGGAAUGCAUGAAGAUCCUUCUCCCAAAAGAGGUCAAGAUGCAGUCGAGCAACGGAACUACUGCCUUGAUCAUGGCUAUCGUCGGUAAGCAGAUAGAGGCGGCGUCUAUCCUUGUUGACAAGGAGGCCCGCAUGCAGAUGGUUGAUGGGUCAACUGCCCUGAUGCGCGCAGUCAGUACCAAGCAGCUAGACAUGGUCAGCUUGCUAUUGAAGAAGGAAGCAAAGAUGCAGUCUUCCAGCGGGGUAUCUGCACUGAUAAUCUCCGUUGAGUCGGACUUUCCAGAAGCGUUCGAGCUCCUUCUUCCGCUUGAGCACCGCCGAGCACGCAAGGACGGGUCAACUGCACUUAUGGCAGCAGUACAGCAGAACAACGUUACCUACGCUAAUAAGCUACGCAUGGAGAUCGGGAUGAGAAGGACAGAUGGUACCACCGCUCUCAUGCUGGCCUGCCUCAAGAACUAUGAUCACUUCCUGGACUUACUUCUUGAAAAGGAAGGGGACAUCGCAGACUCCAUGGGUUGCACCCCUCUGAUGUGUGCCGCAAUGAAUGGCCAUGCAGAGCUAGUAAGGAAACUGGUCGAGAAGAAGAGCUGUCUAAAGAAGAGAAAUAAGGAGGGCAGUACUGCCUUGUACAUGGCUGCAAUGAACAUGCACUAUGAGGUGGUCGAGAUCCUCGCACCACACGAGGCCGGGAUACAGAAUCAGCACGGUUACACAGCGCUAAUGCAAGCGGCAAAUACUAAUUCUAUUGAGGUUACAUCCCUUCUGUUAGAAAGAGAAGUUGGGUUGACUUGUCUGGAUGGGAAAACUGCACUAAUGCUUGCAGCCGAAUCGGGCUAUGCUGACAUAGUCAAGCUUCUGAUGACAAAAGAGGCCCGAAUGCAAACACCAGAGGGAUACACGGCUCUUUUAUAUGCCAUUGAAAACGAACAGUUAAGUGUUGUGCACUUACUGAAAGAUGUGGAGGGAGAUAUUGCUGAUAACGAGGGCCAUGGGCCUUUAUACUAUGCAGAUGCCACUGGUAAUGAUGAACUCAUCGACAUGUUUUCUCACCUCCAGUCCUCUUAG